Molecule: messenger RNA, 270 nt
Organism: Colletotrichum lupini
Lineage: Eukaryota; Fungi; Ascomycota; Sordariomycetes; Glomerellales; Glomerellaceae
Exons: 1
Coding region: 1-270 (89 amino acids)
Source: RefSeq, a predicted model, not a curated record
AUGACGGUUCUUUUGUAUCUACUGGCCUGCGGUCUAGGCAUCCAGGUAGGAACCCCAAGCCCGAUACCUCUUCAAGUCCAAGGCUCUUGGAACCCAAACUCUUCAGGAAGACGUCCCCAUCAGCACCGGAAUUGGGCACCGUCUUCCUCACAUCACUACUACGGCAGGCAAAAAGAUUCAGAUCAGAGUAUAGUCACUGUGUGUACGCGCCGCUACCUAGAUUUCCUGCACGGCACAUCGGAGCUCACGAAGGAGCACUUUUGCUUAUAA